This is a messenger RNA of Atta colombica, 2347 nucleotides long. RefSeq names its product autophagy-related protein 13 (gene Atg13). Gene Ontology annotation, biological process: mitophagy; piecemeal microautophagy of the nucleus; protein localization to phagophore assembly site. NCBI's taxonomy places the organism in Eukaryota, Metazoa, Arthropoda, Insecta, Hymenoptera, Formicidae. The record is from RefSeq and is a predicted model, not a curated record. Gene Ontology annotation, cellular component: phagophore assembly site; Atg1/ULK1 kinase complex; extrinsic component of membrane. The transcript has 5 exons. The coding region runs from base 524 to 1750 and encodes 408 amino acids.
UGUACUUUGUAAAGUUCAUUGUAAAAGUAGGAAGACAGAAAAUUUCGUUGGUAUAUUCUUAUGUAUUUUAAUUCUUUUUCGUAAGUGAAUUCAAAUUUUUCAAAUUGUCAACUAGUUCUGAUAAAACAAUAUUCAUGACGUAGACAACAUUCGAUUUUCGAAGGGACGUUAUCUGUCGUGUGAAUUGUGAUCGUACGCAGCGCGACAAUGUUGUCGAUUUUAUCCAUGAACUUUUCGAGAAAGCGUAUCGUGCGUGCGCUCAAGUCUACUUACGAAUUCCGAAGUCCGUGUAAAGAGCUCAAAGUGCGUCGAUCGCGCAUCGGGUGCAUGUAAGCAUUUGCAAUCUUGAUCUUUGCCGUGUGUGUGUGAGAGAGAAAAAGAGAAAAAGAAAGAGAGACACGGUUACACGUGUUCGAGGAUGCGAUGCAUCUAUUCCGUUACGAUGCUACGAUAUACGUAUUUUCCGUUCUCACGUGUUCGAGGAACACCUGUAGUGCCGCGAUUAUAAUUGCAGCGGUAUAAAAUGUCAACACAGCUAAGCAUGCAAGACAAAAAGGAUUUGGAGAAGUUUACCAAGUAUCUUGCAUUGAGGGCUGCCCAAGUCAUAGUGCAGUCAAGAUCUGGCCAGAAAGUCAAUACCACAUGCAAGCCGGACUCAUCAGCUGGCGACUGGGUAAAAUUUAAUCUGGCAAUAAAGGAACUACCAGAGGUGUCAGCUGAUGCUAAAAGGGCACUAUGUGGAGAGAUAGUAAGCUCAGCUGUACCUCUAUGCAUAGAAAUUUCUCUAAAAACAGUAGAGGGUGACAAAAUGGUUUUAGAAACUUGGAGCCUCAGCGUUUUGCCAGAGCAAAGUGAUCCAGCUGUACGAGUAACAUAUACUGUGUAUAACAGAAUGGGGAUUUUAUUGAAGUCCUUGCUUUCUGUAUCAAGAGUUACGCCUGCUUAUAAAUUGAGUAGACGUCAAGGACCUGAUUCCUAUACCAUGUGCUAUCGAAUAUACAUGGGAGAGCCUCAGCUACAUAAUUUAGGUGAUAACUAUAAACAUGUAAGAGUAGGUCAAUUGUGUACUCCAGUAGGCACUAUACAUCUAUCAGUUUCUUAUAGAACAAAAAUGACGAUAUCGCCCACUCAUAAGGGACGAGAUUCUAUCAUGCUUAAGAGUGAUCAUUUUCAUUCAGACUUAAGUCCGCGUCAUGCACGAUAUCAGCAAAGCGAAGAAACAUCAAAAUCACUUAGUGACACCAUCAAAGUUGGUGCAUUUGUAAUAAACAAACCUGUUAUUGUCAAUGAGGAAGAUCUCGUGAUACCAGACGUACCAUUCAGUUCGCUAUUAACACCCAAACAAACGUCGCCUCCUCCAAUAUCACUAGUAGAACCUAGUACGAAGACUACAAUGGCAGCUCUUACAACUGAUAGUAACAAUGGAAAUAACGAGAGACUUAAUAAUGAUAACACAAUUUCGAAAUCUCAAAACGGAUCUAGAAGGAGUAGUUGUUCAAUGACUAGCGCCAACGAUGAUUUUAUUAUGGUAGAUUUGAAAACUCCAUUCGCUGUCACGAAUACCAAUAGCGAUGUAGGGGCGUUUUAUCGAGAGUGUCAAAGCGCUCCACAAUUGCAAGCCUUUAUGGAAGAAAGGACACUUGCGGAACAAUUGGGAGAUCUCACUAAACAAUUGGAAACAUUUGAGACAAACAUGCAACACUACGAGGACAUUUUGUCAUCUUUGUAUCACACAGAAAAUAAUAAUUAAAGUUAGAAAGUCUGCUGACAAGUAACCGAUUUAAACAAAGAUUUGAUUGUACACAACUUUUGUGUACAAAUCAAUCAUUAUAGUGGAUGUACAUUAAAUGAACAAUGUGAAUAUUUCAUUUCCUGUGCUGAUUCUUUUCAUGUUUGUAAUAAAUAUUUAGAUAAAUUUGGUAUUUUCUACACCUGCAAAUGCAACUACAAUAAAGAUGUCCGACGAUUACUGCAUGUUUUUUUUAUUAUAAUCUAAUUUAACCCUUUGUAGUCACUGGGAGGCACUUUAUGUUUCUAAGAUCUUUUUUUAAGACGGAAUUUAAACUGCCAUUUAUUCGAAGUUUAAAAUAUCCUUUUUGCGCUUUCAGCCGCAUAUUAUUUUUUGGACAUCAGUCUGCGAUUUUUUUUAAUGUUAAAAUUAAAAAUUCUUUAAAACGACAUUACAUUUCCAUAUUCUACAGUUUAAAGUUUGUUCAGUAAUUUUUGUGAUUUUAAAGAAUAAAAAACUGUAAAUAUUAAUUAAAAUGUUGGAGUCAUUUUGCUCCAUGUGUGAUCAACAUAAAAUUUUCAGGAAGUGUGACUACGAAGGACUUAAAAAUGAAAAAAA